AUUUACUGCUCUCAGAUAGGUUGGUUGGAACCUUUCUCCGCCUCCUCCUACCUUUGCAUCCCUCCCCAGUUAGAAAAUAGAGCACUUCCUGGCGUAGCACGAGAGAGAGCGUGCAGGCGCUAGCGGGAGAGAGAGCGCGGGAGGAGAGGGUAAAGGAUGAGGGUUAAAAGGAGGAGGGAAUGAGGCAAAGCCGACAGAAGAAGGCAGAGGUUAGCAGGAAAAGGUGUUCUUGAGUGGCGCUAGCAGUUAGGCGGGGAGAGGGGGCUGGCAGGUGCAGAGCGGUGCCUGGGAGCCGCUAAUUCUCUUUUUCCCAGCCUGUUACGCUCCAUCCCAUAGAUUCCAAACAGGUUUCGGCUCUUCUUCGUAAGAUCUUGCAUAUUUUAAACAGAGGUUCCUGGUGAGGGGGUGAGUUGGAUGUUUCCUUUGGAGGGGCUUCUUUCAAAGCCCCCUGAAUCUUUAUUUUUGGAACAAUGAUCAAAGUCUUUCUUCCCCUCAUCCUCCAAUUUCACCUAUAAGUGUGGCUUGAAAUUACUUAAGAGAUUUAUCCUCCUUCUUUCUCCCUGCCCACUGCAAUAGUGGUGUUAGUGCGUAAGCCAAUAUAAAAUUGGGAUCAAGGCUAAAUCUCUUUAAGCCUCAAGGGCUGGGCUAAGCAGCUGAAGUAUGCUGGAAUUAAAUUCUAGGCUAGUCCUUUAAUAUUAUAUUAUAUAUAUAUAAAGUGCUCUUAGUGGAUAGUAUAUGACCUGUAUCCCAUGUAACUGUUUUCCAGAUAGUGGUUCCAUUUUCUUUCUCUUUCCCUGCUGCCCCAUUCAGCAUCACCUGAUCAGUUGAAACUUCAUCAUCUGCCCUAUUUUUAAAAGAAGUUCUUUUUUUGUCCCCUUGAUUCUUAAACUCAGGAUAGCAAUCUAUUUAAAAACGUUCCUGAUUCUCAGCCUUCAGCGUGAAUAGGGCAUCAUUUUUUUAUGAGUCAGAUGGUUUAAUGGGUGGCUUAUAGACCCAAGUCAGUGUUUAAACUCUUUGCCUGAAGUUGAAAGUACUUUGCUAAAAACAAUUAUAUUGGGCUCUGCAUCUGGAGAAGCACCUGUUUGAAAGUAAUGCAGGAUUUUUCAAACCUACUUUAGAUUGUAUCUCUUUUUUCCUUCCUUAUUAACCUUUGCUUGCUACCAGGGCUUCAUUUCUUGUUUUGCAAUUCAAGUUGUUUAGACUAGGCUGUGUUCAUUCCUGGGGAAUUUUGAUAUGGCCCUGCCUAGAAUUCUCUUGUGAAAAAAUACAGAGGCAGGGUGGAAAAGGGGGUGUUUUCCCCCUUGAAAGCUGUUAAAUUUUACUGACAUAGAGGACCAUGUUCAAAGUAAAAAGAGAAGACUCAAGGAAAUGGCUGAGCUGAAAGUGUGGAGGAAAUUUCUUGCCUAAUCACUAUGCCAGUCAUUUUGUAGAUUAAAGAAUUUGUGAGAAUGAACAGAUUUUAGGUUCAGCUGUUCAGGUUCAGCAUAAGGAGGAAGAGACUGAGGUGAAAGGUUUAGGUCAGUGUGUUGAAACCAGGUGUCUGACAGGCUUUCUGGAAGGUGUAAACCAAACCGCAAAACUGGGGCUCCGUGGUGAGAUGAGUGUACUUUUGGGGGCAUGUGGUGAAACCCUCCUCCAUGGAGAAUUUGGAGUCUAUCCCUCCAAGGGCACACGCUAUGCCCUCAGCCUCACACGGACAGAACUGCAUAUCCAACGCCUGGUACCCAAACCAGACACAGAUCACCGGACUGUGGUGCGGCUAAUUGAUGUGGUGGGGUGCUGCACAUUGCGCAGUCCAACAACUACAAACCAGUCAGCUUUCUUCUGUGUCUACGCUUACCCCUUAAAGAAGAGGAAGGUGGCAGUGGGCUCAGGGCGAGCCCGGCAGCGGACUGCAAAGACCUUUCAGGUUGAUAGUGCAGAAUGUUACAAGGACAACCUCCAAGUGGCAGAGAAAUGGGCAGCUGCAAUCAAGUGCCUGGUGCUGGGGAUUCCCAUUUCAAGCGAAACUGAGAUCAGCCGCAGCCUCCUGCCGCGCCCCCGCCGCCUGCUCCUCCUGCUGAACCCUUUCGGAGGCAAGGGAAAUGCUCUGCAGUGGUGCCAGAGUCACGUCCUCCCCAUGAUCACAGAGGCCGACAUCAGCUUCAACUUGAUCCAGACAGAGAGACAGAACCAUGCCCGGGAACUGGUCCAGAGCAUCAACUUAGCCGAGUGGGAUGGCAUUGUGGCGAUUUCCGGCGAUGGCCUGCUUUACGAGGUUAUUAAUGGUUUGAUGGAACGACCAGACUGGGAAGAAGCAAUAAAAAUGCCUCUUGGCAUCCUCCCCUGCGGGUCUGGAAAUGCAGUAGCGGCAGCUGUUAAUUUCAGUGCCGGGUUUGAGCAGGUCUUGGGCCAGGAGCUGCUGACCAACUGCACCCUUCUGCUCUGCCACGGGGCGGUGACCCCCUUGGACCUGGUGGCCGUCACCACUUUGUCGGGCUCCCGCUCCUUCUCCUUCUUGAGCGUGGCCUGGGGCUUCAUCUCCGACGUGGACAUCGAGAGCGAGAAGUACCGCCACAUGGGCUCAGCCCGGUUCACCUUGGGCACGCUGGUCCGCCUGGCCUCCCUGAACACUUACCGGGGGCGGCUCUCCUACCUCCCUGCCCUGGACUGCGCAGCCCACCGGCCCAUCUUCCGCAGCAUUACCAUGGCUGCCAACGGGAGCCUCCCCUUCCAGCACUUGCCUCUUCACCGCACGGUCUCUGACAUGGGGCUCUGCGAAGAACGCCACACUUUCCGCUUCCGAGAUGCGGAGCUCGCUGAGGAGCCGGCCCCCUCGCCCAGCUCCCCACCCUCCUCCUCUUGCUUCCACUCUUCCAGCUUCAGCUUUGAGAACCUGUCGGAGGAGCCGUUGGCUGACAGCAAGGGGCCCCGGGAGGCGAAUCCGGCGGUGGCCGCGCCUGCCGUCUCGCCUUCUGCCAGGCAAAUGCACGGCCCUGCGGAUCGUUUCCUGGCCCCGCUGGACCAGCCGGUGCCCAAGUCGUGGGUGACUCUGGAGGACGAUUUUGUGUUGGUGCUGGCCGUCUACCAGACUCACCUGGGUGCUGACUUGCACGUAGCCCCCUUCGCUUGCUUCAACGACGGCCUUAUCCACCUCUCCUACGUCAAGGCGGGCAUCUCCCGAGCAGCCCUGAUCCGCCUCUUCCUGGCCAUGGAGAAAGGCACUCACUUCGAGCAGGAGUGCCCCCACCUGACCCACAUCCCUGUCCGGGCCUUCCGGAUUGAGCCCCUCACUCGCAAGGGCAUCAUCACCAUUGAUGGGGAGAGGGUGGAAUAUGGCCCUGUCCAGGGGCAAGUCCAUCCCCGCCUUGCCAACCUCUUCACUGGGAUCAGCCAGGCGAAGGUUACAACGUUCUGAUCCAGGACCUGGCCACCUCCCUCGCACGGUCACGUCGUGGUUCUGGCCUAACUCGCAUUCCCUCCUACCACGUCUUCGUAAGAGGGGACUGGAAGCCAUGUUUUCUGACCUGUUUGCCCUUUGGUGGCUGAGAGGGCUUUGCUGCUUGACAUCACCCUCUGCCUCUUCAGGCCACUGUAUGCACCAUCUACCUUCCUUCAAGAGCCUGGGGGUGGGCCACAGGUCCUGGCCACCUUUUCCUCUUACCGCCCUCUGCUGCUAAUUGAGGUGUGUAUGAAGUCUGAAUAGACUUCUCCCAGCCUGGCGGCCUCUAGAUGUGUUGGACUGCCACUCCCGUCCUUCCCGGCCAAUGUGGGCUUGUGGAGGAUGCCAUGUUUUCCAGCUGGAGCUAUCGGAACCAAUCCUGGUCAUCUCAGGGCUGAGGAGAGGUGAUGGUGCUGUGGGCCAGAGAAGUCCGUGGGGGAAAUAACGGUUCUGAAGGGGGCACGUCUGAGCAGCACUAAAAUUUCCUUAGCUUUUAGUCCUGGGGACCAAGCAACAUUGCCCAGUUGGAUCAUCCCUCCAUUCUUACCCCCUGUUCUUGAAUUGGAACUUGACUUAGUCAUACUUACAGCAGACCUACUGAAAUCAAAACGUGACCAAGUCCGGAAGCUACCUCUUGAGUUCUAGAGUGUUCUCCCCACCGUCCAGAUUGCACCGUGCACCCCUUUCAUGUUGAAUGGGAUCUCUGUGACCCCUUUCUCCAGAUGCCCAGUCUUGGAUCCCGCAUGAAGUUAGAGCCGCACGAAGCCUCUGGUGGUGGCAUGCCAUUCCACUGUUUGCCCACAAGGGAUCUGUGUGGGUGUUUUCUCCAGUGUGGUGGUGCCCUCUAGAUGUUUUGUAUGACAAUGGCCAGUAUUCCUGACCAUUGGCCAUAUUAGGUAGGGCUGCUGGGAGUUGUAGUCUAAAGUAUCUAGAAGACCCCAGGCUGGGGAAAGUUGAUGUGCAUGUAUGCAUUGGAUAAGGAACUUUUGAUCCUCCAGAUGUUGUUGAACUGGAGCCGCAUCAGCCCUGGCCGUGCACACUGGGGCUGGCUGGUAUUGGAGUCCACCUCUCUCAUGUGAGUAGUGGAAGGACAAAGCUCUCUGAAGCCAUGAACCCACGAGGUAGCUUGCAAAACGCCACCACAUGCCUCCUCCUCGAACCGUUCAUGUAACUGGUGCCAGUUGAUUUGCCUUCCCUCUCGGUUUAUGGGGAAGCAGGAGCCACCCCUGCCGUUAUGUUUGGAGCUGUCUCCUGCCAUCCCUCCUGCAGGGGUGACCAAGGAUGUAUAAGGGAAGGGAAGGACCAUUUUCAUUCUCUGCCUGACUGUCUCCCUUCUGUGCAGCUGGCUGUGGCUCAUUUCUAGCCAGUUGGGGGCGUAAUAGAAGGGGAUGGGGUCAACCCAACCCCCCAGAGCAUGCCUGUGAUCCCCAGUCUGGCUUGUUCUUGGAAUACACUGAAUGAAUGCAAUUAGGUUUCCCUUGUGGGAGGUGCAUUAAUUUUUAUAGGGCAGUUACCUUUCUUUCCUCCUCCCCACCAUGUGGGGCUUAACAAGCAAUUAAAACCAUCUAAUAUUGUAAUAGAUACGUGUCUGUAGAUGAAAUGAUGUCCACUACCCAUGUGUUGUUUGUUGCUCUUUUACCAGAUGUCAGCCCCAGAGAUCAGUCUGGUAAACUUCCUUUCCUGGCAGCAAGCUCUCCCCCAGAAAGGCCAGUAAAGGAGCAGUGAAGGCCAGAAGAAUCAGGUGUUGGCAGCUAGAUCGGCAAAUGGGCCAGUCUGGAGCGGUCCUAAUCAUGAUGGUUGUACCAGUUUGCUGGAAGUCCCAGACUGGUCCACUGUUGCCACUGCCCUGCAGUUUCAAAGAGAAAAUUAAAAAUGGUUUUGCUGGGUUAGACCAAAGGCCCACAUGCUCCUGGUUAACAGCAGUCCGCCAGCUACCUCUGAAGAACACGCUUCUCCUGCCUGGUGCCUCCAGGUGUUUUGGGCCACGGACAGCUGUGCUGUCUGUAACUGAUGGGAUUUGUAGUCCAGAUAUACAGAGGCACUGCUCUGGAGAAUGGGGAAAGGCCCCUUGUUGACUAGAGCAGCCUUCUCCAGGCUGCAGCCCUCCUGAUACUUUGGACAGCCUCUCCCAGAAUUCCUGGCAUGUGACCGUGCAGGCUGGAAUUCUGGGAGUUGCAGUCUGACCUGUUGGGAGAGCCACCAGGAUGGGGAAGGUUGCACCAGAAUGUAGAAAGGCCUGGUGGUUCAAUCUGUGGGCUGUGGAUUGCUGACCCCACUAUACAUGGCCCAUGGUGAGGGUUUAAUGAAAGUGAGCGCUCUUUAACCUGCUGAUUCGGAUUUCACUAAAAUGCCCAGAGAGGCAGCAGGACUUCGCUACCAAUGCAGCCCAAAGGAGCGGCUUCCCCAUGUCACAAAACGUCCAUGGACUCUUGCUGUUUUUUAUGAGCGCAGUCAUGCUGUGAAUAACGUGCUUGUGGAAGCCAUUCUGACUGCUCCCUCAUGACUUUUACUUUAAGAAGGAACUUCCAGUGACAGCCUUCCCCAGCAUAAUCCUCUCUAGCUAUGUUGUACUACCAUUCACCUCAUCCCCACCCAGUCUGGCCAAUGAUCAAUAAUCCUGGGAGGUGUAGCGCUAUGUAACUGGAAGGCACCAGGCUUGGGGUGGGUACUUCAUAGUGUUUUGGUGAAGUGUACGGAGGAAGAAACAUAGCUGGACUUUUUGUGUUUGAAAAGGCAGCUGCAGCAGCACCAAGACCUUCACCUCCGCACGAUGCUCAUGCAAACACAAGUGGGCACUUUGCCUGCAGAGCUGGCUUUGUCCUGUCUCCCUCCUUCCUGUCCGCCACCGGCCAGCUCAAGCUAGAGGAUCUGGCAAACUCCAAAUAACCCAAUAUAGUUGGUCGCUCCAGCCUGGCUUGUCGGGGUGGAGGACAGAAGAGGAGGAAAGGAUAACAGAGCAGGGGGUGAAAGCACGGACUCCAGUCCUUAGAGGUGGGGUUGAAGCAGGGAGUUUAUGCCUAGGCAAUAAAGGUGCAACUCGUAAUAGCCAGGCUGAGCUCAGCCAGUGUGGUGAUUCUGCAGGGAACACUGGUAGGGUGGAUUUGCUCCUGGUCCAGGAUUGCAAGCAUGGAGGUCACCAAGGGGACAGCAGUCCUGAACACAUGAUUCAUGAGUCUCGGUCUCCCCGGCGGUUUACAAGUCAGGACAUACUUCCCCUAGCCUCCCUCACACUUUAUCUUUCCCCUCCUCCCCAGCCAGUUUGGCAACGAUAUUUGUGGCUUACCUCUGGAGCAGCGUGUUAGGAAGUAUCUGUGCUCUAUUUUGCUGCGUGCUGCCUGGAACUGGUGGCUUUGAUGCCAGCUGUGCUGCAGGAGGCAUUGUUUUCGGAUGUCGCUGGGGGUGCCCUGGCAACUCUGAUCCCUGGUCCUAGGAGAGCAGCAGCAGCCCUUCCUUCGCAGCAGACUGGAGGGCAACAGAAGAGCCUGUGAGCACCAGUGUUUGCCCCAGAGUUUGGGCAGGGGAGACCUGGGGCAGCACGCCCUGAGCGGGUCGGCUUCCUUGCACCACGGCUGCCAUUGUCUGGGAGGAGAGGAUUCUGUUCCUUCUUGUUCCUAACGUCGUUUGCAUCCUUGGAGAAGGACCAGAGAUCAAGCUACAACAGGGAGCAGCACUGGGCCCUCUCAUGGGACGUGGGCCAUGACAGCUGCCCAACAAGGCCAACCCUUUGCUCCAAUCCUGGACACCACUGCCUGAUCAAUUAGCCUGCACACGUGUGGCAAAAUAGCACUGCAUUUCCCCACCUGAUGCUGGAUUGUUCGUGCUCCUCCAGGCAUCCCAUCCAGAACAUUCUUGCAGCAACCGCAUGGAAGGCUAGCAUGGGUUAAAUGUUUUUCCAGGAUCAGGACUUGGGCUCCAAAAUCCUUGGAACCAUAUGAAAUGUUGAUGUCAUUUUCUUAGAGACCUUCAAGUACCAUGAUCAAAUAAUGCCAUCCGAAGAAAUACUGGGUGUUCCCUCUCAGAAUAGUAAUGCACACAGCUUAGUAUUUAUAUAUGCAUGGGUGAGGGGAAUAAUUAUGUGGAUUAUGCACACACAAACAAUUAUUGAGCUGCUUGUUGCUCUUAAUUUAUUCUGGAUCCUGUAGAAUUGCUGCUUUAAUAUUUUUUAAAAAUGCAUAUGUAGAUCUGCUUCAGCACUGAAAACUUGCUGACUUACUAAAGAAUGUUGUAGAGGCUUGAAAGGUGGGAAAAUCAAUCUCUCUCUCUCUCUCUCUCUCUCCCCGCCCCUGCCCCCCCCCACCUCCAGUUGCCUUAUAGCUGCCUCCCACCUCAGCCUCCUCAUCUGCACUUUUGGUCAUCUUUCUGGCUGCUAGGGAAACUUAGCUCAGAGACCAAACAGGCAAGGCCUCGUGUCAUAAUCUGGGAUCUGCUGCACAUUUUUGUUUGUUCCACAUUCCAAAUCUUUUAUUUCAAAAAAGGAAAGAUUAGCCUAAAGCUAAGGAUUCUCCCUGCCCCGCUCCAACCCUGCUGGGCCACAUUCCCUUUUGAGUCCUGGCUUGUGGGUUGAGCUGAAAGUGGAGCCUUUCUGUCACCGCCCACACCCUGCCUGUCUUACCCACUUUCCCUUUCUCCCCACCAAGUGCGGGGUGGAUGGCUUGCUUUCGCUAAGAUCUAAGCUAAUUGCUUGCAGAGGGCUUUUGCAAUCAGCUUGACAGCGGCAUGUCGCCCACUCCUGGGUGAGCACCUUAUGCGACGUGCAGAGGCAGAUGUUGGGAAAUGGGGAAAAAUCCAGAGUGGUUGAGGGGAUUUUGAAAAAAAACUGCAACUCCUGUUUAGGUGAAAGAAGAGACGAAAUGGUCUGACGCUUUUUACACACCUGAAGCAGGUUGGAUUCAGUCAUGGCUUCCGACCAAGAAACCUGAUAAAGGAAGGUCGGCCUCUAACAAAAGAGCCAGUGUGGUGUUGUGAGUGGAGUGGGAAAGAGGUGAUAUGCAGUGGAGAGAGCCUAGUUCAAAUUCACACUCCAUCACAUCAUUAACUUGGGGUCCCUUAAUUAGUCUCUUGUGCUUUCAAACUCCCUCACUUCAUAAGUGGGGGGGGGGAGCACUUAUAUACCGCUCUAAUAUUCUUGACAGAACGGAAGAGGGGGGCAAUUUUCAGUCAACUUCCUCCCUUCAAUCUUCCCAUUUUUCAACAUUGUUUUGAGAUUUCCUCCUUGCACACGCACACUCUCUCUUCUAAAUUGUUACUGGGGUGGCAAUCCUGUGCAAGUUUAAACAGAAAACAGACCCACAGCUCCCAGCAUCCCCCCGCAGCCUUGGGCCAUCCUGGGAGCUGAACUGCCCCCGCUACAUUAUGUUUACACAGUAGAGCUUUCGGUGCAACGUGCUGGGCUGCUGCUUGUGUUUUGGCUACACCCUGUUUGUGCUUGGCUCCUGUCUCCAAAUGUGGACCCUGAGAGCUUUGCUUAAACAAAAACGGGCCCUUAAUCCUGGAGAAAGUGCAACACCCCUAGUUUCAGGCUGUUGCUUUCCAGCUGGGCCUGAAGGCAUGUGGUGAAGCAAUGGCAUUGGGCAAUGCGGGCCUGGAUGUAUCUGGCUGUGACAGCCUGGGAAUGAGGCUGUGAGUUCUUUGGAGGAAAGGUGAGGCUGAAAUGAAACCAUUACUUGUGUGUGUGUGUGUGUGUGUGUCAAGCUUUUAAAAUGAUUAAGAGGCCUUGCAGCAGCCAUCCAGGCGGUGGUGGGAGUUCUGCUGCUCUUUAUUGCAAAGCCUGAUGGGGAUUGUAGUUUCUGGGGCUAGCGUGUGCUUUUGGAAAUGGCCUGAGCUGCUUCAAACAGUUUCAGAGGAGAACUUCUAGGCCACCCUUGCAUUUCUUCCCUUUGAAAAACAACAGUGCUAAAACAAUGGCACGCAGGCCUAGCUCCACAUGCGAAGGGUUGUUUCCCUUUGGUCUGUGUGACUCAGAAUGCCCACUCGCUCCAGAGUUUGGGCUUUUUUUUAAAAUAGCAGAAACGCAUAAGGAAUCGGAUGCGACACAGGCAAGAAUGUGCAGUCUUGCUCAGUGGAGGCAGUGGUGAUGAAGGAAUUCUGCCAGAUUUGGGGCCUGUUUAGUAUUUCUCUGUGGACCUUUUCCAGGCAGCCUGCUUGGGGUGAGGCUCUGGAGUGCCACGGCUUCCACCCUCCAAGGCCUUUGCGGGGCUUUUCGGCAGUAACAUCACUCACAUCCACACCAGUCUGGAUGCCACCGUAGCAGUGCAGGGGCUGGAGUCAGUGCACCGUCUAGCCAAGUGCUCCCUGGAUUUUUUCCUGCUGGCGCGGUCCGAGGACAGACAACCCACUUAAUGAAUUGAGACUGAGCACUUCCUGCUUGGAUCCUGUAUCUGGAUAUCAGCCUGGGCGGGACUUACAGACCUUGGAGGUGGUUGACCCGAGGAAUGGCGCGGCCCGUACUGCUUCAAGGCCACUCUUUAUGUGCCCAAGCUUAGAUCCUGUGCUUUCUAUUAAUCUGCUGCACAAUGGCACCAUCUAAGGGCUGGUGGGGCCAGGUGGUGACUUUUGGGACCUCAUUAUGUGAAGGUUUGUCUUCACCCAUAUCAAUUACUGUGCAAUGUGUUUCCCAUUGGCCUUCAAGAGGCCGUCUAUUCUUUCAGGAGACCUUAAAGACCCACUUAUUCUCCAUGGUUUUUCUAUGGGAGAAGUUUUGUUUAACUGGAUGUUUUUAUGUGUUUUUUUAUUGGUUUUAGUAUUUUUCUGGGAUGGUGUGUUCAAUUUCUGUGUUUUAGCCCUUGUUAUUGUUUUGCUGUCUUGACAUUUUGCAGCGGAUUGGGAGGAUUUUCACAGUUAAAGGUGUCAUAUAAAAUCUUCUUAUAAAUAAAUCCAAACCACGCUGCUACAAAAAUGUGCAGACGACACCGAAGGAAGGAGCCCUCUACCAUGGUCCAGGGCAUUGUUUCUGAGCCUCUGCUGCCCUCCCUCCAUGUCUUAAUAAUACCCCUAUUUUUCUCAGCCUCUUUUACCCAAGUCCAAACAUCGUUCUGUAAACGUGUGGGUAUUUUGAGUAACAGCAUCAGUAUUUAGUCCAGUGCACAGAACUGGGUUUUCUGAUCUGGCUCGGAACACUUUCAGCCUUGCCUGUGUGAGCUUCUCUGCCCUGGCAUCAUCCCUUGGUCCCUCAUCACACUUGGUGCCCUGCCCAUUCUGGGCGCCUUCUGCUUUCUCAUCUCUUUGCCAAGUCUCAUAUUCCAUGGGGGACUGCGCCUGAAGGUCUGGGACUCUCUUCCUCACCCCGUACGACUGGAGAAACACAGGCUUUAUCUGGGAUGUUUAUGUGUCUGUCUGGAGUGUCGUAUUGGUUCACUGUUUUGUCUGCAACUGCCUUUCACAUGUUGCCUGUCCAUGAUAUAGUAUUUAAAAUAACCCCUUCUAAAAACUCAGAAACAAAACCAAACCCAGCCCUAUGCAAUAAAAGCAAUAGCAUGGAA
Messenger RNA from Varanus komodoensis (Komodo dragon), 10899 nucleotides. RefSeq names its product sphingosine kinase 2 (gene SPHK2). NCBI's taxonomy places the organism in Eukaryota, Metazoa, Chordata, Lepidosauria, Squamata, Varanidae. Bases 1598 to 3397 code for a protein of 599 amino acids. Gene Ontology annotation, biological process: sphingosine biosynthetic process; positive regulation of apoptotic process; sphinganine-1-phosphate biosynthetic process. Gene Ontology annotation, cellular component: cytoplasm; membrane; intracellular membrane-bounded organelle. The transcript is spliced from 5 exons. The record is from RefSeq and is a predicted model, not a curated record.